Symbiodinium sp. CCMP2592 is the source of this 507-nucleotide messenger RNA. NCBI's taxonomy places the organism in Eukaryota, Dinophyceae, Suessiales, Symbiodiniaceae. The record is from the annotation of a GenBank genome assembly.
AUGUCGCAAGGCCAGGACCAAGACAUGUCUGGCGAAGUCGAGGACGCGGAAAGCCGGGCCCGGGCGGUCCUCGAAACGCCGAAGAAGAAGAUUCGUCUUCUGGAGAGGCCCACCCCGGCCACCCCGGCCACCCCGGAAGACGGGAAGGCCGUAGAGGCCAUAGAGGCCGAGCUGCUCCGCGCACAGCAGGAAGUUCCCAUCUUGGGUGGGCUUUUGGCGGAGCUCCUGUGGCGAGGGGGAGAGGAGGAAAAGUACGGAAUGCGAGAUCUUCACUGUUUGCUGUGCACGGGCAAGACUGCCGAGCUGAAGCUGCUGGUGGGAAUCAAAGAGCUCCGCAUGCAGCCGAAUCGCGAUGCAAGUCAAGUUCGAAGCUAUGCAAUGAUGUGCGACGAGGUGCAGGCCUCGCACCACGCUGGCUGGACCUUCAGCCGCAAAUUGCGCUUCUGCACCACUGAAGCUGCGGACCGCCACGCAGCCGAGACCAUUUUGAGACUGCACAGUUUCUGA